UCGUCUCAAUGAACACCAUUAUUGAUGGACUUACGAGACUCAUGGGCUGAAAAGGAGGGAAAAAAAAUAUUACGGAAACAAAACUGGAAUUGAUUAACGAAAUUAGGGGAUAAGAGGAAAAACGAGAGGUGUAAUUGAGAUUCGCUAAGGUCCUAGCAUUGGGAGACAUACCUGCGGGAUUGAACUGAUUAUGAGUGAAAGAAUACGGUUGAAAGCCACUGAGAGAGCCAAUGUUUACAUUCCUAUGGGUAUUAUUAUUUGAUUCCUUGAUACGCUUAUUUCCACUCAGACGUUCAAUACUGACAAAAUUCUAGGAAAAACCUUUGUGAUCAUCGCGCCCAUUGAGAAUUGCAUAUAAUAUAAAAGAAAAAGAAAAUUUGAAAAUGUCAUAAGUGAGCUGCAAUGUUACGUUCAUAAUUUAUUAUCCGUUUUCCGUUUUUUUUUCUGAACAGAUCUCCUGGAUCGAAUGCAGAGGUUUCUGGGUAUCCAAAAUGAAAGCCAAGCUCCUAUGGAUUCUUAACCCCAGAAUCCAAAUCCUCUCAACUUAGGAGGAGAUGGAGAGGAGGUUGAGAGACUGCAGGGUGGAGGAGCAGGACAGGCGAUUGAGAAUUUCGUUUUACUCCUCCAUCAACAAGAGCAGCAAUAACAACAACAACUGCAACGAGAAUUACUGCAGGCUAUCAUGGCGAGGCGUCCACGCACUCCUGAGGAGUUCAUCACCAUGUUGCGUACAUUUAUUCAGGACCAACAACGUAGUUGCAAUCACAAUCGAGGCACCAAUGCUGGUAACAAAUGCCGAUUAUGGCGCGGUGGACGUGGAGGACGAGCAUGGCGCGGGGGUCGCGGGGGAUGGGGUGGACGCAGUGGUGGGCAUUCUGUGACCGUCCGC
This is a messenger RNA of Diachasma alloeum, 889 nucleotides long. RefSeq lists its product as uncharacterized. NCBI's taxonomy places the organism in Eukaryota, Metazoa, Arthropoda, Insecta, Hymenoptera, Braconidae. Bases 555 to 881 code for a protein of 108 amino acids. The transcript is spliced from 2 exons. The record is from RefSeq and is a predicted model, not a curated record.